Prorocentrum cordatum is the source of this 4518-nucleotide messenger RNA. Lineage: Eukaryota; Dinophyceae; Prorocentrales; Prorocentraceae. The record is from the annotation of a GenBank genome assembly.
AUGGGCAUCCAGCGGAUCUCGGCCAUGAAGCUCUACCCGGUCUUCCGGCACAUUUUGGUGUUGAAUUCGUACGUCUCUGCACUACUACUCCUACGCCUUCUACUACACCAUCUACGCCUCCUCCUACACCUUCCUCAUGUACAAUUUUCAUUGCGCGCACGUGCGCCGCGCAGCUCGGAAGUUUUUGCGGGCCCCGGUCAGCCUGGCCGUGAUGGGGCGCUACAAGUUCUUCAACCCGAGGCUCCCGAGAGCGAGCCGCAACGUCAAAAAUUGUGGAAGUCACAGCUUCCAAUGACGAUCAGCUUCAGCGCUGGGAUCAGCGCGUGCGAGAAGAGUGGGCGCUGGCAGCAGGCUCUCGCGCUGUUGAGCGAGAUAUGGAAGGGGAAGCUGGAGCCCAACGUCAUCUUCAGCUACAGCGCUGGGAUCAGCGCGUGCGAGGCGGGUGGGCAGUGGCAGCGGGCGCUCGCGCUGGUGAGCCAGAUGCGGGAGGCGAAGCUGGAGCCCGACGUCAUCAGCUACAAUGCUGGGAUCAGCGCCUGCGAGUCCGGCAAGCAGUGGCCGUGGGCGCUCGCGCUGUUGAGCGAGAUGCGGGAGGCGAUAGGCACCUGGCUCGGCAGCAGCAGCAGCGGGUGCGACUGCAGCUGCCACUUCGACGCCUCGCCCGACGAGGCCCUCAUCGGGCUGUUGAAGGGGCAGCUCGACAGGUGCGGACCAGAGCACCUGCACGGGCAGCCGACGUUCACGCCAGCCUGCCCCGAGCCAGGGCACACCCGGCUGGAGCUAGGCCUCUCGCUCGUGCUCGGCCUGGUCCUGGGCGCUGUGCUCCGCGAGGCCCUGGAGAGCCUGCAGGUGGGUACUCGGGUCCUCGCCUACUACGAGCAAGAGGACAACUACUGGCAUGAACGGAUUUUGGUCGGCAGGAUCACUGCGACGAGAUGGGUGGUGGUCACCCCACACUUUGACAUCUACGAGGAAGACUUUGCGGACGCCCUGCAGCUCUGUCCAGUCGGCCCCCUCGGGGGCCUGCCCACGAAGCUCUCGGGCCACAUCCUCCGCAUGGACAUGGACCGCUACAAGCGGAACGAAGCAAGGCUGCUGGCUGAGGGCAAGCAGCUUGCUAGCGAGAUCCGCCAGGAGGAGGGCCUCCCCGACGAGCCAUUCGGGGCGCUCGCGCCACCGCCGGGACCUGGCGGGGCUCUCGCCGUUCGUGCUGACGCUGGUGACGCUCCUCGCUGGGUUGCCUUGGAGGCCCGAGCUGGCUACCGACCAGGUGACGAGCUUCCAGCAGGCACUGUGCCCGUUGCCGUUCUUGGAGAUCGGGGGAUCUGUGAGCUCGCCGACGGCACCAAGCUGGCAGUCGCGAGCGCCGACACCUACGAGGGCACUCCGACCCCCCGGCAGGAACGUCAAGCUGCAGAGCAGGAUCUUCGGACUCUUCCUGUCAAGUACGACGCCGGCGGCACCAGGGUCAGGGACUUCGCCGAAGCGGUGGACAUCAUGUCCUCCAACCCGCAGCUGGACGUCCCUGUCCUUGGGCCGCGGACAACCUUGUGGCUGGUGCAGCAGUUCAAGCGGCUGGGCCAGACCCCCCUUCAGCGACACAUGUGGUGGAGGCAGACCCAGAACCUCACCGCCGCGGAUGCUGGAGUUGACGAACACCAGUUCCUUUCAGAGCUGCUGGAGAUGGGCGCCGAAAAGGACCAACUCAAUGAGGGCGAGCUCGCGACUUUCGAAGCUGUGUCCCGACGGUACCAACUUUGGGAAGAGGUCUACGCCAACAGACUUCGUGAGCACGAGGACGCUACAGGGUCUCAGGCCUGGCUACUCGGAAGUCGAGGCCGCCGGUUCUCGAACAGUCAGCGGGGAAAUAUCUCUCUUCCCAAGAUCGGCGCGGGCAAGGUGGCUCUUACGGAGGUCCUCCCCGCUGACCUGCAGACCAAGCUGGAGACUGGGCGCGGGCUGUUGCGAUCCCCAGUGGAGGCAGCAGCGCUAAUUCGUGAUGCAGGUGCUCCUCGUGCCAUGGACCCGAAGCUCGGGCGGCUCGGCUACGACUACGGCCACGCGCUGGGGGAGCUCUACACCUCUGGAGUGAUCGAGGCCAGCUCGGAGCCAGUGUUGGAGGAAGCUGGCAUAUUUUUUGUGGCUCGCAAGGACAAGCGGUUGCGUCUCAUCUGCGACGCCAGGACUCCCAACAUGCACUUUACCACUCCAGAGCACACGGCGCUCGCGACGGGCGAGGCGUUAUCCUCGCUGGAGGCGUCAGGAGUGACUAUGAUCGGCAUGAGUUCUGGAGACGUCGAUUGCUGUUUCUAUCAAUAUGCAUUGCCGCCCUGGUGCAGGCGCUACUUCAACCUCCCGCUGAUCGAGAGUCGCUUCCUGCCUCCAGAGGUUCGGGGCGCCUGCGGGCUGACGUUGAAGAGCGGCCAGGUUCGCUUUCGAUUCAAGGUGGUACCCAUGGGAUGGAGCUGGGCAGUGCAUUUCAUCCAAGAAGCACAUCUUCACCUUGUCAAGUCAGUUUUGCCAUCGCAGCCGUGGUGCUUGGACAAGUGUCCCGGCAUCGACUUGAACUCUGCGGAUGCCAAGGUCCUGUACAUAGACAACUUUGCUGUGCUGUCCCAGUCCUCCGUCCGCGCCGCCACCGCCGUCGCCGACAUGCAGGCGGCGCUCGCGGCCAAGGGCGCGGUCUCAGAGCUAGACCCCGCCCCAGCCGGGCGCGGCGAGCUGCUGGGAUGCGAGCUCGACUUGCAGACGGGCUGCUGGCACGUGCUGGGCCGCCGGCUAUGGCGUGUCUACGGUGCCCUCGAGCAUGUCCUCUCGGGUCGGGCCAAGGUCUCUGGCCAGGAGCUCGAGCGUCUGAUUGGCCACCUGGUUUCCAUCCUGAUGCUGCGCCGGGAGGGACUGGCCAUGCUGCACUCCUCAUGCGAGUUCGCGCAGGCCUCCUACUCCAAGGAGCAGCCGCUCUGGAAGAGCGUGGCCCGUGAGAUGGGCUGGGUCAAGGCGCUGCUACCUUGUCUUCGGGCCGACACCCGGCGUCCGUGGAGCGAGGUGGUCACUUGCUUCGACGCGCCCCCCUGGGGCUACGGCAUCGUGGAGACCGAGUGGGACCUCGAGGACGUGCAGCGCGUCGGCCGGGUCUCCGAGCGCGCCCGAUUCCGAGGCGUGCUCGCUGCCGUCGGCGCCCCCCGCGAAAGGGCGCUGGAGCAGGAGAUAGCGCGGGCACCAGAGCCCGCCCUCCUGCUGGCAGGUCGCUCGGCAGGUUUCCCGGAGGUCGACUACGGCAAGAUGCACGCCCGGCCCUGGCGCGUGGUCGGCUGCGGCCGCUGGAAGCGCAAGGAUGCCAUCCACGGCAGCCGCUGCCAGGACAUGCCGAGGCGGGCCGUGGUGCCGGCGCUGGGCGGGCCAGGGGGCAGGCCAGACUUGGCUGGGCGGCGCGCAAGGCUUGGCCUCAGUCACUCGGAGAGCGACUUCGACCGAAGGAGGCGCCAGCUGUGCCCGCGCCAGACCCGCCUUGCGGCUGCCAAGGUCAGGCCUCGCACGCAGGAGCUCUACCUCGGGAUGAUCUUCGGCUUGGUGCGCUGGCUGAAUAUGGCCUUCCUCCCGGACUGGCCGCGCCACACGUGGGGCGAGACGCUGGCAGAGUACGCCGAGUCAAUCUACGACCGUGGGGGCUCCAAGGCGUCUACUCAGCGGCUGGCCACGGCGCUGCUCUGGGCGGAGCCCGCCCUCCACAGGGCUGGGAUCCGCGAGGUCUUCCCCCUGACGCACCAGACGCUGAAGGGCUGGAACGUCCUAGAGCCGUCCAAAUCCAGACCGCCCGUCCCGUUCCUGGUGGUGCGGGCAGUGGCCUGCUGGCUGUGCCGUGCUGGGAAGCCGCUCAGUGGCUUGGCCGUCCUGAUCAUGUUCGAGACCUACAUGCGCCCCUCGGAAGUGCUGGCCCUGCGAGCAAGGCAAGUAGUCCUGCCGCUGCCAAAGGAGGGAGGCGCAUCGAUCUUUUUGACGUUCGUGGUGCGGGCCUCGGAAUACGAGAUCCCGACCAAGACCAACGAGUACGACCUCUCAGUUCCACUCGACCUGCCCAGGCAGCAGUGGAUGGUGGACCCGAUCUCCUUUGUGCAAGCCCUUCGUGGGCCAGACGACCUCUUCCUGGGCCUGGGCUACAACCAACUGGCAGAGGACUUCCAGAGCGCGACCUCCGCUCUGGGUGUGAGCUUACUCAAGGCCACCCUCUACUCCCUCCGGCAUGGAGGGGCCAGCCACGACCGGAGCACGGGCGCCAGAGGCUUGGGCGCCGUGCAGCAACGAGGAGGGUGGAAGGCGUUCAAGUCCGUGCUGCGCUACGAGAAGCACGGACGCCUCUCGCUGGAACUUCGCAAGCUCAGCGACCAGCAGCGCGAGGCCCUCCGAGCAGCAGGCGGGGACUACGUGGGCGUCUUCAACAGGUCCUUGGCGCUGCAUUUCGGAGCGCCCCACAUCAGACAAGAGUGCGCAUCGAAGUCUUCUCGGGAUGUGGGGCGCUGA